AUGUCGACCGCGACUUCUCCUCAAACUCCUCCUCAACAGCUCAGAGAGCGAAGACCUUCUCCCGUUGACAAGCUUGACCCAGCUUUCGAACCCACCACACCAGACAAAGAGGAGAGCUCUUUCAAUAAACUCGCCGGGAUCAAGAACAUCAAACCCACAUUUGAACCUUCAGAUCGACAUAUCCCUGACAACUAUGUCACUUACACCCUUGAACACCAAAAGUCUCUUCCACCGUAUACAUGGAAAACCUUAUUCCAGAAUAUCCAGUGGAUCUCUUUCUUGGCGUUGACCCUCACACCGACAAUCGCCAUCUACGGCAUCUUCACUACUUCUUGGAACAGCAAGACCGCUAUUUGGAGUGUUGUCUACUAUUUCUUCACCGGUCUCGGUAUCACAGCUGGUUACCACAGAUUGUGGGCUCAUCGUUCAUAUAACGCUUCUGUUCCCCUUCAGUUCGUGUUAGCGCUUGCUGGUGCUGGUGCAGUCGAAGGCUCCAUCAAAUGGUGGUCGAGAGGUCACCGAGCUCAUCACCGAUACACCGACACUAAAUUGGAUCCUUACUCUGCCCAUGAAGGUUUCUGGCAUGCUCACGUUGGGUGGAUGCUUGUCGCACCUCGAACAAAGAUCGGUUCCGCCGAUGUUUCCGAUUUAUCUAGAAACAAGGUCGUUAGAUGGCAACACAAGAACUUUGUUCCCUUGCUUUUCCUUAUGGGUUUCAUCGUCCCUACCGUUGUUGCUGGCCUCGGUUGGGGAGAUUGGUGGGGUGGAUUCUUUUUCGCUGGAGCUGCUAGAUUAUGUUUCGUUCAUCAUUCUACUUUCUGUGUCAACUCUCUUGCACACUGGCUUGGUGAACAACCAUUUGACAACAAGCACACUCCUCGAGACCACUUCAUUACCGCUCUCUGCACUGUUGGUGAAGGUUACCACAAUUUCCACCAUCAAUUCCCCAUGGAUUUCCGAAAUGCUAUCAAAUGGUACCAAUACGACCCAACCAAAUGGUUCAUCUGGACUAUGUCUCAAUUCAAACUCGCCUCUCACCUUAAGCGAUUCCCUGACAACGAAAUCAAGAAAGGUCAGUACACCAUGAAGCUUCAACAACUACAAGAACAGGCCGAGCAACUCAAGUGGCCUCAAUCGUCAAACCAACUUCCCGUGAUCAGCUGGGACGAUUUCAAGAUUGAAUCUCAAGAGCGAGCUUUGAUUGCUGUUCACGGUUUCAUCCACGAUUGUUCAUCCUUCAUCGAGGAUCACCCAGGUGGUGCUCACUUGAUCAAGAGAGCCAUCGGUACCGACGCUACUACUGCCUUCUUCGGUGGUGUAUACGACCACUCCAAUGCCGCCCAUAACUUACUCGCCAUGAUGCGUGUUGGUAUCCUUGACGGUGGAAUGGAAGUUGAAUCAUUGAAGUCAAGACCUGCCGAAUCAGUUGCUUCAUCAGCUACCAAUUCACCUGUAUCUUCCGCUUCCGCUUCGUCAGUUGAUAUUCAAUCUUUGGCUGAUCAAGACGAGGACCACCGAUUACAUCAAACUCAACUCAACUCACAAGGUCCGGUACCUAAAGCUCCUUUCGGUCAACCUCAAGCUGUUCAAGCUGACCGAUGGACUUUAUCCGUUCCUCCAAGUGAAAGAUACCGAAUCGUCUCUACCGUUCCAGAUGUCAGACCUGGAUUGUUGGGUCGAUCACAUUCUCUUGAAAAAAUCACUAGAGCAGAUUCAAGGGGCGAAACUGCAGUAUUGAUUGGUGAGAAAGCUUGA
Molecule: messenger RNA, 1755 nt
Organism: Kwoniella shivajii
Lineage: Eukaryota; Fungi; Basidiomycota; Tremellomycetes; Tremellales; Cryptococcaceae
Exons: 4
Coding region: 1-1755 (584 amino acids)
Biological process (GO): unsaturated fatty acid biosynthetic process
Cellular component (GO): endoplasmic reticulum membrane
Molecular function (GO): stearoyl-CoA 9-desaturase activity; heme binding; iron ion binding
Source: RefSeq, a predicted model, not a curated record